AAGUGACAUAUUCGAGAAAACACAUAUUGUGAGAACUUUUGAGCUCCAUAGCUCAGUAGUCUCUAUUACAUUGCUAGCUAACACAAAUUUGUUUUCCCACCAUGUCACUAAGAAUAGCUGCGGACAAUUUCCCAACGUUGCCGGUCGGCGAGAUGGAGAAUUUUGUGGUGGUGAGAGAGUAUGAUGAAGGGAGAGACAAGGUGGCUGUGGAGGAAAUGGAAAGAAGUUGUGAGGUUGGCCAAAGGGGAAAGCAUUCACUGGUUACUGACCUUAUGGGUGAUCCAAUUUGCCGAGUUCGCCGUUUUCCAUCUCAUGUCAUGCUAGUUGCUGAAUGUGGUGAUGGAGGAGAGAUAGUAGGGGUGAUAAGAGCCUGUGUAAAUACUGUGAGGACAAGAGAAAGUUCAGGCUAUGUAAAGCUGGCUUAUAUUCUGGGAUUAAGGGUUUCUCCUUCUCACAGGAGGCUUGGCAUUGGCACAAAAUUGGUUCAAGAAAUCGAAGAAUGGUGCAAGCAAAAAGGUGCAGAGUACUCAUACAUGGCCACAGAUUGCUCCAAUGAACCUUCUAUCAAUUUGUUUACCAGGAAAUGCUUUUACACGAAAUUUAGAACUCUUACCAUGCUAGUGCAACCGGUUCAUGCCCAUUACAAGCCAUUAGGCUCCGGCAUUGCCAUAAUUCAACUCCCUCCGAAACUUGCCGAAGCAAUUUAUUGUCGAGUGUUUGCCGAUGCAGAAUUUUUCCCAAAAGAUAUUUGCACGAUUUUGUCUAGUAAGCUAAAUUUGGGCACAUUCAUGGCCGUGCCCAAAAAAGCUCUCCCUAAGUGGGAUCCAAAAACAGGAAUUCUGCCCUCAAGUUUUGCCUUGCUGAGUGUGUGGAACACCAAGGAAGUGUUCAAAUUACAAGUGAAGGGAGUGUCCAAAUUAACGUAUGCAUGUUGCACAGGUACUAGGUUGUUAGAUGCUUGGAUGCCAUGGCUAAGGUUGCCUUCAUUUCCUGAUGUAUUUAGACAAUUUGGUGUUUAUUUCUUGUAUGGACUACACAUGGAAGGUAAAAACGCAUCGAGGCUCAUGAAGGCUCUAUGUGCAUUUGCACAUAAUAUGGCUAGAGAUGAUGAUGGGUGUGGGGCCGUGGUGGCUGAGGUGGCCCAGAGGGACCCAGUUAGGGAGGUGAUCCCACAUUGGAGGAGAUUUUCAUGGGCUGAAGAUUUGUGGUGCAUCAAGAAGCUUGCUGAUGAAAAACUAGACGACGUUGAUCGAAGAUGUGGACAGUCUGAUUGGAUGAAACAUGGAUCUUCUUCACCGGUCAUUUUUGUUGACCCCCGUGAUAUUUGACCAUGCUCUUUGUAACAAUCUUAUACAUCAAAAUAUGAAAAAUGUUUAUAGCCA
Messenger RNA from Populus trichocarpa (black cottonwood), 1382 nucleotides. Its product is annotated as probable N-acetyltransferase HLS1. Lineage: Eukaryota; Viridiplantae; Streptophyta; Magnoliopsida; Malpighiales; Salicaceae. Gene Ontology annotation, molecular function: acyltransferase activity, transferring groups other than amino-acyl groups. The record is from RefSeq and is a predicted model, not a curated record. The coding region runs from base 102 to 1328 and encodes 408 amino acids. The transcript is spliced from 3 exons.